GUGAUAAACAAUAUGGCGGAUACAAGUAAAUUGUCAAGAAUUAUUGGUGUGCUCUUUACAUUAGAUUAGACAUUAUCCAUUGGUGUGUAUGGGCCUAUUUUCUUUCAAUGUAAGUAGGUCUUAUUAUCUGUAAUCUAUUGGUAUUUUGGAAAAUAAUGAAUUCAUUUAAAGUCUUUAUUUUAUAAAUAGCCAGCGAUGUUUUAAUAAGUUUAGUAAAAAUAAAAGUUUUACUUAAAAAAAAAAGGAAUUAAAUUUGAGUCAUUAAACCGUCAAUCAUCAAUGAAAAUGGAUGGACAUCAAAAUUCAAUCAACUUUAUUUUUCUAAACUAACUCUGCUUAUUACAAAUUAAAUACUAAUACAUACUUAUAGUUUUUAAGUUAAUUUAUGAUUAAUUCAUACAUUCAUUAUAAAAUCUUUAAAAAUGCUAAUGCCAGCUUUACUGACUGGACUCUAGCAAUCAACUGUAUGACUACUAUGACACUAUUGAAAAAGGUUAGUUAGUUUUAUUCAAUAUACAGUCUUGCUGAAUAAAAAGUUGAAUUAUUGAAUUUUUAAAAGAUAAUUUAUUCAGCUAAGUUAAUUCAAAGUAGUCCUACUUAUUUGAAAAUACAUAACUUUUAAUGAAUUAAAUAUGAACACAAGGGGUCUCAUUGUAAAUAAGUGUCAACUAUAACUAAGUUACUAACUUAAGUACCAUUGUUUGAGAAUAUAUUUAUUAAGGCAGUAACGUAAUGAUCCAUUCAGUUCUGGGUACAUUUAGUUUUAUUGUUAAGUUAGCUUUGCAUAUAAAAUUAUUUAAAAAAUAUCUUUCUCUGAAAGGUGAUCAAAUUUUCAACAAAUCAUGCAAGCAUAUUCUAAGCCUUUGUCACUCUGGAGUCUUGUUGAACAAAUAGUUCCACCUCAUGAGCAUGGUGAGAUUAAAGAAAUGUUGGGCUCAUCACUUGUAGAGCAAAGCCUGGAACUUCAUUAUGAGGUAGAUUGUUUAUUUUCAGCAUGGACUUUUAAUAAUGAAUAACACAAUUUUAUUUCUAUGCUGAUGGUAUUGGCAGGGCAGGCACUAGGGGAUGGCGAAGUGGGCGACCGCAAACGUUUACGGGGCCUUGCACGUUGCUGUAGUAUAUUUAUAAUAUACCUAAGCCUACUAAUAGUACCUUAUCCAGUCAACACAAUAUUCGGAAACUAAGCGAGUGAAAAAAUAUCCGUUAUGAUGCAUCCCAUUAUGACCAGCAAGGCACCAGUAUGACUAUAACAUGUCUUUAUAUCCUUUCGGCGGAAUAUAUAACGUCAACGGCCUCGCAAAAUUCAAUUUAGGCCCUGGUAUUAGAUGUGUAGUAAGACACUUCACAUCAACUCUAUGUACUUUUUAUAUGUUUGCUAGAUGAUGGCAUUAUGUAUUUUUAAUUUUUAAAUGAUACAUAUGAAAGCCAUCAAUAUUUUUAAAGACUAUACUAGAUAUAAUUUUUCAUUUACUUGUUUAAGAAAUUUAAUUUUAUGCAAUGAGUGGUCUCAGUUCAUUCUGAUAAAUUCAAAAGAUUUCAAUGCUCUUGGAGAUUUGGAGGGAGAUGCGGGAUGAGCAGAAAGAAAAGACAUUGUCACCUAGAGGUCUACCUGAACCACCCAAUCAAAGAAAUAGACUUGUGCAAGAGAUUUGUUUCUUUGUUGAAAAUGUAAAGGAAAAAGCCAAACAGAAAGGAAUGUAAGUUAAAAUUAUCAAAAUGAAAAUAAUAUUUCCACUUGCUAAAAUCAUUGACAAACUAGUAUUUAAUAAAAGUUCUAUUAUUAGUUCUGUUGUAAUUGUUAACAGCAAAUUUGUUUAUUCUUUCAAGCUUAUUUGCUCGAUUUUAAAUUUCCAAGCUGAUAACCAAACAAUAAUAUACACUAAAUUCCUUAAUGGAAGAGUAUUUGGGCUCAUAAAAUAUGACAAUGAUCAUCUCUUCAAAGAUAUUUGAUUAUGAGCAAUAGCUAUACUAAAAGGCUGUCAUGUAGAGCAUAAAACAGAGCAACAAAAAUGUCAAAUUUAUUUUGUAUGCCUGAAAGGCUCAAAGUGAUGUAGAGCAGGUAGAUAUUCAUCAAAAUAUAUAAAUAUCUUGAAUAGCUCACAAAACAAGAAGGAUUCAUAUGAGGUUUAGGCCAAUGGUUUUAUUAGAUAUUCACUGAUAAUGGUCAUAUGGGAUAUUGAUAAGGGAUGUCCAUCUUUAUCACUUAUUGUAGAUUUAUGAUUUAAAUUUUAUAAUUUUUGUUUAUAGGGAUUAGUAUUAUUGUUUUAAUUAUUUAUACAAUUCCCUGUAGUUUAUAUUUGAUAAAAAGUCUUAGUGAUUACAUUUAUGGAAAAUAUAAAAUGAGGUUAUAAAACUUAAUUAACCCCUGAGGCACAUACACCAACCAUUUAUUUAAAAAAAGAUAUUUCAAAUAUAAAUUGUAAUUAAAGUUAUGAAAUAUUUCACGUCAUAACCUUUUUUCUGUUUUGUAUAUUAAAUUUAUAUGUUUUAUGAUUUCUCCGCAGUGAUCCUCAGCAUAUAUUGAAGAGGCAUAAUUCAGAUAUUAUCGAUUAUGCAACUGAAAUUUCAAGUUAGUACUUAUAUAAUAAUGGUAUAUUUCAGCUAAAUGUGGUGAAAAUGAUUAAACUUAUCCAAAAAAAAAGUGGAAUAGGCUGGGGUACCGCACUAUAUAAGACGUCUUAUUAUUAUUAUUAUUAAUAUAUUUAAUUAAGAUUUCAUAAAAGUAAAAAUGGCAGCUUAAUAAGAAAUUUUUAUAAGAAAUGAAGCAUUUUUUUGAGGUAACAAUUUUUCUGAACUAAAUUGAAUAAUCCUAUAAAUUAACAUAAUCACUUAAGUUAUUUUCAGUUAAUUAUGAAGAAGGUACAAUUAUUUGAUAGUAAUUUGUAAGCAAGUUCAACUGUUUUUCUAAAGUCAUGAUUUAAUGUCUUUUUUUGUGUUCACUCUUAGGGCCAGGCUCAGCUGUAAGUAGAACAUCCAGAUCAUCAGAUGGGAAGGAAACACCUAUGAUGAUGAUUUCUGCUGAAAGGUGAGCAUUUUUCCCUAUCAUUUGCUUUCAUUCAGUCUUUGACUGUGCUUAAGUCAAUGUCUAAGGAACCCCAAAUCUGUUUUUCGGCGGCUUCUUUUGGGGCUGUAUGCAGGUUCUGGUUUCUGGUCCAUUGAUAUCCUCUCUUUGAACUAUUCAAGUUCACUAGCUAUUGUUAGUUUUUCAUUAGGUACAACAAACUUCUGCUCUUAAUUCAAACAUUAAAUCCCCAAUUCAUUCACUUUAUGUAGCUACUUUCAAAUUAUGAUCUAAACAAAAGAGUAAAAACAACUUUAUGUGUGAAAUGCAUAUUUAUUAACCCUGGUUAGAAUUUUUUUGAUCUAUAUGAGUUGAAUUUAACAUAAAAUAGGUUGGAAAUAAUGAUGGCUCUGAUUCAUCUCUCAGCAAAGAUAGCUUGACAAAAUGUACUAAUAUAACACUGCAAUGUACGAGAUAAGUUUUUUUUAAAAGUACUACUUGUAUUUGCAACAUGUACAGUAAUUUUUAUUAUUUUUUAUGAUGAUUUUAUGUAUUAUAGUGGAAUUAUUUCUAUUGCUACAUCUUUUGAUAGAAUGAACCUGGCCUAUGAAAUCACAGAUGAAGUCGAGGCAGUUAAUAAACAACUCAACUAUAUGGACUUUGACAGAGUGUGUCGUAAUUUAAGGUAGUUAAAAAAAGUGUCACUUCUUAAACUUUAAAAAAACAUAUUGAUUCUAAUAAAGUAUGAGAUGAAUAUUUUUGAGUUGAAAUAUCUUUUAAAAGGGAUGUGGAGAUAUUAAUUUCAUAAAAUCUUUGGGUUGUAUAGUUUGAAUCAACACUAUUUUCUUAGAGUCUGAGUAAUGAAAAUUUCACUUGAUACAACUGUCAGUGUCAAUGUUGCCCUAAAAUGUUUGUUUUUUAAUCUUCCUUCUCCAUUUAAUUUUAUGAAGCAUUGACUAAGAAUAACUCCAUGGCAACCAGCCUUGUUGACCUCACAUGAUGGCCAUAAAAAUAAGAUCGUUGCACUAUAAACUCUUUUAAUGUCAUGAUUAUGUUUGCUAAUAUUUUUAUGUGCAGCACGGUGAGCCCAGCCUUAGGCUAGGUUACUGCGCUAUAAUAUAAGACCACUGUAAUAAUAAUAAAUAAUAAUAACUUGAAUACAUAUUUUUUUACUUAUAGUUAUACUUCGAUUUUAAAUUUUCCUUGUCUUUAUUUUAAAAUAUUUAUGUGUGCUAGAAGCUGAUUAUUUAUUUAAUUAUUCUCCUGUACCUUGAGGCAGUGGGGAUUUAAUUAUUCACCCUUAUUGUAUCUAGGAAUAGGAUACUUGAUUAAUAUAUACCCAAGCAAUCCUUCCAAGCACAGAAAUUCUCCACGAAACAAUUAUGCUUUAAAAAUGUGGAACAAAAUUUACUUUACACUUUAUAAGGGUGGGCUAUAGGAAUAAAUAAAUGAAGGAGAGUGAACGUAAUGGGCAUUUGAUAUUUAUAAUAAUCUUACCUUAUUAUCAAGCCAGCCUUUACAUAAACAUAUUGUUUCCAUUGAAAUCAUAGAUCAACUCUAGAGAAAGAACUUGAGCAAUUGCUGGAAGACAUUCAGUUUUUGCAAGGUUGUUUGGAUGCUGAGGCUGACAUAAGAGACUGUGUGACUCCACGACCCUCAACCAGGGAACCUACAUUGAUGGGUACAUUUGCUUUGUGAUGAAUAAUUGUGUUUGCUAAGAAUAAAAACUUAUUUUUAUGUAUAAGUUGAUAGGAAUGGGUAACUUUUACAAUUCCAUAAUUAAAUUAGUUACGAGAAAAAAAAGAAUGUUAACCGGUAUGUAAAAUUUCUUAAACUCAGUUGCAGGUAAUUAUUAAAUUGUUAUUUAUUGAAAAUAUAAAAAAAAUAUUCAAAAGCAUAUUUAAAAAUAUUUGUGUGAGCAUUAAAAACCCCUGAGCAUUAUCCAGAAGUUCUGCCAAUAGUUUUAAACAUUGAACAGCUCUCUGGUUUUGUGCCAUGCUUAGCUUGAAAUUAGAAUAGAGUACCGGUACCAUAAUUUUACAUUUCCCCCCCAAUUUUUUUUUAAAGUUCAUGAUUUUGUUUUUCUUUCCCUGUUUUGUGAGAACACAUGUGAAAAAUUCAAAGAUUUAGGAAAUAUUGAUUUGGGAUAUUUCUCUUUAAACCUGGGAAUUAUCAGCUAGCUGUUAUUAAAUAGGGUCCAUUUUUUUCACUGGUUUGUUUGAUAAAAUUCUUAAUUUACAUUUUUAAAGAAAUUAAAUUUAAUUAAAGAUUUAAACAAAAAAUGCCCCCCCCCCCCCACACCCUCCCCCUUUUAUUUUUGCGCCCCCACCUCUACAAUUUGCAAUGUUUGUUUUAAAAAAAUUAUAAUUUACAUUUUUAAAAACAUUAAAAUUAAUUAAAAAAUUAAAAAAAAAAUGCCCCCCCCCCCCCACACCCUCCCCCUUUUAUUUUUGCGCCCCCACCUCUACAAUUUGCAAAAAUGAGUUUUUUCAUAAAUUUUCAUUUAGAACUGAGAGAAGAGAGAUCAUUACUGGAAAAAGAACUCUUGGCCACAGGAAAUUUAACAGCAACUCCAUUUGUCAACAAACCUAAUUUCAAUAAAGAGCUGUAAGGCACUCAUUUUUAUUUAUUUAGGUUAUGAGAAUAUCAAGAUUAAGCAUUUUUGGAUUCGGGGGUAAUUAGAUUAAUGAUUUUUUAAAUAUUCUUGUUGCAGUUGAAUUCAGUUGACUUAAGAAGGUUCAACAAAGAAUUAGCAUUAAUUUAAUAACAAACUUUUAAGGUGAAUUAAAAAAAAAAAGUGAUUGAAUUUUGGCUAUUCCAGAUUGUAAUGAUAGUAUUGAUUGUUGGCUACUUGCAAGACUAAUAUUCAUCUCUCUCAUUCUCAGGGUGCUACCUCAGACUCCACCUAGUUCCAGUGACUCCUCCCCUCCAGUUAUGCCUGCGUUGGUCUUAAAAUGUUCCGACAUGAAACAUCUGCAUGAAAAUAUUCCGCCCAGCGACAGGCAGUCAUCACCUGUUUUAAAAGCAGGCCCCUUGAAAGCAUCACAUCAAAUUGUCCAUGCCGUUGCCAGCACUGCACCUGCCACACCUAAUGUUAAAUUAUUACCUUCCAAAUCCGUUGUUGCGGUGGGCCAGGUGCAGGCAACCCCUGUCAAACCCCGCCCACCAUUUGGCUCUCACAGUGAAGGAGACAUCAGAACUGUUACUGUACAAAAACGACCCAAUCACAUGCCACACAAUGAUCACUUGUCAUCUUUCACUGUGACUAAACCUCGUGACAUGGUCUUUCCCGGUGGUGCGCGGAGAAGAAACAUCAGUCCAGGAAGGCUGAGGGUCGUGGACCUGGCAAGCAUUGUAGAUAUCCAUUCGGGGAAAGGCGAGUCUGUCGGACUGCACGUAGACUCCUCGCCAACCUUUUCAUCAUCGUCAUCAUCAUCAGCCUCAUCGAUAUCCUUCACCACCUCCCCACCUACAGAUCUAUCGGACAGAGACACUGUGAUCCGACCCGGAAGUGCCCACGCUGACAGGUUCAGAAAGAUGGUGCAAGGAUGCAGAGAUGGGGAAUGAUAAAAAAAGCAGUCAGAAAUUAGUUUUUUGUUUGGUGUGGGUGAGGAGAUCAAGCGUCACUGAUAUAAACGGAUGUGCAUGAACUCCUGAAUAAACUCUGUGAUAAUAAUAGUUUGAAAAUUUUGUUAGUGACAACCAGUUGCAUAACAAAUGAUAUUUUUAAAAGAUACUUUUGAUUUUUUAAAGUUUGUCUCAUGUAAUUCACAAGAUGUUUUAAAGCCUGAAACCGUGAAGUCAUAUGAGUUUUUGUAAAGUGGAAGAGACAGUAAUUUACACAAUUUUUAUGAAAAAAAUGGCUUGUUAAACACUUUCUAUCCAGCACAAUAAAGAUUCUUGUGACAACUGACUUUGUAUGAGUGGUUAUGACUAAUAGACUAACAUGUGCAGUUUUUUUGUUAACACAUUUUUUUUUCUCCCCAGAAUUGUAGGAGUGGAAUAAUUUUUUUUAGAGUUAUCCUUUUCUAAAUUCAACUUGUGUCUCUUUAGUAAUGAAAAUAAAUGAUUUUUUUUGCAACUAAAUCGUCAGCAUUAAAUUUUAAGGUUUAAUUGUUUUUAGAUAUUUAAAGAAUUGAAUAUAUUUAACUUCGACAUUUAGUUGAAAUGGGAAAAAUUCUGUAACAAAUUCAUCUAAUAAUAUUUCUCUUUUAAAAAGUUUAGAUUGUAAAAAUAAAACUACACGUGGACCUUGGUCCAUUUUACUUUGGAAAAAAACAACAAAAUCAACAAAAAUAAUCAUAAUGUUUUAAGAGACCUGAAAAUUUUAAUCACUAAAAUUCUAAUUAAUUAUAUUUUUGAUAAUUCACAAAUACAAAAAAAAAUCCAACAAAAUACCACAUUGCAAACCCCUGAACCCCCACCCAUCAUAUGACACAUAUCCAUCCAUUAAAUCCUAAUCCUUUAAUCACUGCAUUUUCUCCAACACACUUCGCUUUU
Messenger RNA from Lymnaea stagnalis (great pond snail), 7501 nucleotides. NCBI's taxonomy places the organism in Eukaryota, Metazoa, Mollusca, Gastropoda, Lymnaeidae. The record is from the annotation of a GenBank genome assembly.